Epinephelus fuscoguttatus (brown-marbled grouper) is the source of this 3742-nucleotide messenger RNA. RefSeq lists its product as uncharacterized. The record is from RefSeq and is a predicted model, not a curated record. The transcript is spliced from 7 exons. NCBI's taxonomy places the organism in Eukaryota, Metazoa, Chordata, Actinopteri, Perciformes, Serranidae. The coding region runs from base 234 to 1745 and encodes 503 amino acids.
CAGUAGAAAAAGAAGAGGCUAGCAACAGCCCAUCGUCUCUCACUAACUUGAAUGUGGCUUUUUUCAUCUCCUCUUUGUUUUAUUUUGCCUGAACUGAGCGUCAGAUUAAAUCCAUACACCGUAAAGCACGCAGACACUGAGCUGUGACAGCGGAUACUUUCUCCAGAACAAUUUCGUACCGCAGUUUGGUCGCAGCCCGGCGGUGCUGUCAUCUCUACACUGAGUGAGGAACGAUGACUGAUGAUAACAAUAUUAGUCACAACCUGUCCGGGUUUCCCCCGAGUUUGCACAACGAGGACGAGGCUGUGGCGAUAGAAAAUGCCAUCAGGGCGGCUGUCACCACCGUGAUGAACGUGAUCUGCAGCGCCUGUAACCGCAGGGUGGCGGAAUACCAGAGGAUGGUGGCCGACAGGGACUCAGAGAUCAGGAGGCUGCAGGGCAAGUUGGAGCAAAGUGAGAGUGAGGUGAAGAUGUUGCGUCUGGAGGUGGGGAGGAGGCCUGAGGAUGGACGCUCCUGUCCGGUCACACCUAAUGCAGGGGCACUACACCCUGGUGAGGCUGCCAGAGGCUCUAAUAUCCAAAGUGUAGGUGCGUCAACACCCACACAAAUUUCCCCCAAGUGCCAUGACACAGCGGAGGCUUUUCCCCACCAACAUGCCCAGCCUGAGAAACCUUCAUGGGAGGGUGGAGGAGCAGCUGGAUGCAUCACGUCCCUGGUUAAAGAGGAACCCUCUGACUUGGAGACGGUCAUCAAAUGGGAAGUGUGUGAGGGGAGUUUGCUGGAGGGUCAACGUGGAGCUGAGUGUGUGCACAAGGAAAAACCUGCAAAGAGAGACAUGCAGACUGAGUGUGAGGCAAAAACUGCUAAUCCACAGGCGAACAAAUUGAUGGCAACAGAGCAUGAGCAGGAACACGCUGCCCAUCUGAAGAGGAGAGGGGGGGAAAGAAACGGAUACCACCUGCCUGAGAGUGAGGAAGAGGAGGUUGUUGUGAAGAAACCUUGUGUGACCCAUCCCUCUGCACUGAAAAUAACUGCUCCAAAACACAGUCUGGCAGAUGUCAGCUCCCCACAGACACACAGGCAGAGCUUAAAUGGCUCCCUAACUUCAAACUUCAGUGCUCAAGACCCUCUGACAUGUCAGCAGCAGACUUACAUCCCUGUGUCGGCUCCACAACCAACAUGUGAUCCAAUACUUCUAGAGGUCCUUGUUUCACUGGAGACCAUCAAGCAACAGAACACCACCGUUCUUCAAAUACUGCAGUCGGGACACUCGUCUGCAGCGCCGCUCUGUGAACCUCCAGAUGUCGGGACACUUCCCCUUCCACUGCAGUCUGUACAGGACUUAAGAAGUUUGGAGCAGAGGCUUUCCACUGAGCCAGAGCUGAAGAAUAAAAUGACCUCCUACCUCAGUCUGGCUGGAGGGAUGACGACUAAAGAGAGUGUGUGGAGGAUAAUGGCCAAGCUUUUUACCAACACAUUGGCCAUAAACAUAAACUGGAGGGGAAGAAAUAACAAACAGAAAAUGGAGAACCUUACCAUCAAAAGAGUUAUCCUCAAUGCAGUCAGGCAGAAUUCGUUCUGCAAGGAUGCCGUUGAUGAGGAGAUAGAGAGCUACAUGAAGCGCUGGCUGCAGCUGGCAGCAGACCGAGACGGAGGACGGAAAAGAAGGCAAGAAAAGGGCAAGGAGACAAACAGCAUGCAAGAUUACUGUGUGGACGAGAUGUUCACUCAUGAGAUGGAGUAGUGUAACCUACGUCUGCAACAGUGGCAUGCAAAAGUUUGGGCACCCCUGAUCAAAAUUUUAUUUGAGUAGUUAAGUAAGUAGAAGAUAAGCUGAACUCCAAAAGGCAUGAAGUUAAAGAUGACACAUUUCCUCAAUAUUUUAAGCAAGAUGAACUUUUAAUUUCAAUCUUUUAAAUUUUCAAAAUAACAAAGAAGGGAAAGGGCUUGAGGCAAAGGUUUGGGCACCCUGCAUGGUCAGUACUUGGUAGCACCUAGGCUUCUAAACGCUUCUUGUAUCCAGCUAAGAGUCUUUCAGUUCUUGUUUGGAGGAUUUUCACCCAUUCUUCCUGCAAAAGACCUCUAGCUCUGUGAAAUUCACGGGUCGUCUUACAUGCACUGCUCUUUGAGGUCUCUCCACAGAUUUUUAAUGAUGUUUAGGUUGGGGGACUGUGAGGACCUCUGCAUAACCUUCAGCAUGCUCCUCUUGAGGUAGUCCAUUGUGGAUUUGGAGGUGUGUUUAGGAUCAUUGUCCUGUUGUAGAAGCCAUCCUGGAAUUUAACUGAAUCCAUUCUUCCCUCUACCUGUGAAAUGUACAGCGUGCCAUUGGAUGCAACACAAGCCCAAAGCAUGAUCGAUCCACCUCCAGUGUUUAACAGUUGGACAGGUGUUCUUCUUUGCUCAUUGCAUCCUUGAAGUUCUGUUUUAACUUCAUCAGUCCACAGAACUUGUUUCCAAAAAACAUCAGGCUUGGUAAGAUGUUCCUUUGCAAACUUCUGAUGCUGAAUUUUGGGGUGAGAAUGCAGGAAAGGUUUUCUUCUAAGUGUUCUUGUUCUUCCAGACCCCAACUUGACCUCCACAGUUCCUGUUACUUGCCAUUUCUUAAUGACAUGACAAACUGAGGAAGCAGCUUCCUGAAAACACUUUGCUAUCUUCUUGUAGUCUUCUCCUGUUUUGUGGGCAUCAGUUCUUUUAGUUUUCAGAGUACUAGGCAGCUGUUUAGAUGAACACAUGGUUGCUGGUUGUUGGGACAAGGUUUCAGGAGUCAGAGUAUUUAUAAAGCUUUGAAAUUUGCACCAUGGCUGAACAAGCCACAGCCCUAACAAGCUAAUUAUGUCCUGAGACCCUGUGAAAGUUGUCUGAGAGCUCAAAUGUCUUGGGAUGCCCAAACCUUUUGUGUGGUGCUCCUUUACUUUUUUCACUCUAAAAUUGAAGACAAAACUAAUACACUGAUCUUGCUUAAAAUGUUGAAAAGCAUGUUUAAUCUUUAACCUCAUGCCUCUUGGACAUCAGUUCAUCUUCUACUUACUUAACUACUCUCAGUAAACGAAAUUUUGACCAGGGGUGCCCAAACUUUUGCAUGCCACUGUACAUCAUGCAAAUAACAACACUUAUUUUGACCCUUGCUCAUGAACACACAGUGCCUGGUUGCAAAAAAAAUAUCCACAUGACUGAUUUCACUUCUAUCAUCUCAUGUUUAACUGUCAUAGGAUCUAAAGUUAUCAUAGUAACAGAGUACACUAAUAAACAGUUUAACAUGUCUGUUGCCACAUGUAAAUGCAUGCAUACACACACAAAACUACACACACUCUUCCCUUUAUCUGUUUAGUGUCUUGUAGGUAAGGUAGUAUCUGAUAGACACAAACAAAAAAGUAAAGCUCUUUUUUAAAAUCAAAUCAAAUAGAAGAGUUAUACCUUCACUAUUAUUGUUGUCAUUGCUCUCUAGGGUUCAAUAUUAAUUGCACUUAUGCUUUAAUUUUAAAUCUUAUGUUGAUAUCAGUUUAUAAUGUUGUUGUUGAUCAUAUUUAUUUCGACUCCAGAGAAUGUGUUUGUCGAAGUCAUGAUUAGCAGGCCUCAUAGCAUUAGCAUUUAGCAACUUUUCAUAUUAGGAAUAUCAUUUCAAAAUAAUGUUAAGAUGUCUGUUUAGAUAAAAUGUACAUAGCUAUGUGUUUCUUACAGGAAAUGUAUUGCAGAAAACCAGUUUUAGCUACUGUUAAAUUUGUGAUACCAAUAAAAUCACAU